UGUCCUGAGGCCGCGGGCGGCGGUUGCGGCCCGCAGUCGGGUAUUAGAAGAGGAGGAUUCACAGUUGGGAAAAUCAACCUACUCACUGUGGAGAAAAUGAGGAGUGCAGAUGCUGGAGAUCAGAGAUGAGUGUGUGGUACUGGAAAAGCACAGCAGGUCAAGCAGCAUCCGAGGAGCAGGAGAGUCGACGUUUCGGACUGGAGCCCUUCAUCAGAAAACUGUCAGGAUCUUUACCAUCGCCUGAAUAUCAUUGACCAUUAAACGUGAAAUGGGAAAUAUUUGUCUGUCAGUGAGAAAUUAUUUCAAACCGCAGUGCGACUGGAAAUACACAAGAACACACCCGCACCUGGGUGAAUGUGUUCCAGAGCAUCAACUGGACGUGGAGCUCCAUGCCGUUACACAGCUCUAAAGAAAACCACAGUUUGUGGCAGAGAAUAAUUCCCAGGGUUUGUGUGUGGUACAGACUUCAACAGACUGUCUAAUCUUGAAAUACACAAGGCCUUGCGCCCCAUGGAGAAACGGUGGAAGUGUGAGAACUGUGGGAAGAGAUUUUGUUACCCAUCUCAGCUGGAAAGUCACGGCCGCAGUCACAGUGGGGAGAGGCCGUUUAUCUGCUCCCAGUGUGGGAAAGGGUUCACUCAGUGCUCCAACCUGAAUAAACACCAGAGAACACACUCUGGGGAAAGGCCAUUCACCUGCUCCCAGUGUGGGAAAGGGUUCACUCAGUCAUCCAAUUUGGAAAAACACCAACAAACUCACGUUGAGGAAAAGCCGUUCGCCUGUUCAGAGUGUGGGAAAGGGUUCACUCAGUUCGUCAACUUAGCUACACACCAGAGAACUCACUCUGGGGAGAGGCCGUUCACCUGCACUCAGUGUGGGAAAGGAUUCGCUCAGUUAUCCAGUUUACAUGUGCAUGAAAUAACCCACACUGGAGAGAAACCAUUCUGCUGCUGCGAGUGUGGGAAGGGAUUCACUCAGCUGGCCAGCUUACGCACCCACCGAAGAAUUCACACUGAGGAGAAACCAUUCAAUUGCUCUUUAUGUGGGAAGGGAUUCACUCAGUUAUCCAACUUACAGACACAUAUGACGACUCACAGCAGAGAGAAACCAUUCAGCUGCCCUGAAUGUGGGACACGAUUUACUCAGUUAUCCAGUUUACACAGACACAAGAGGACUCACACAGGGGAGAAAGCAUUCACGUGUACCCAGUGUGGAAAGAGGUUCACUCAGUUCUCCAACUUACGCAGACACAGCGAGAACACACACCAGGGAGAAAAUCUGCAUUCAGGUGCUCAGACUUAAAUAAACACGAGGAAUUUCCCACCGGGGCAAAGCUCUUUACUUUUAGUCCAACCUGCUGUGAGUGAUCUUUGUGACAGCUGGAUUGUGGGAAGUCCUUUAAAAGUUCCAGGCACUGACCGCACCAUCAGGACGGCACUGACGAGGUGUUCUCUCAGUGGGCCUGGGUUUGACUGCACUCCGACUGGAGAGUGACUAUUCGCGAGGCUGCUCCAGAUCCGGGAAGGAACGCACUCUGCUAUCCCAAACAUCGAGACACUGGCAGGUUCACGGCUGACUGUCGGGGUUGAAUUGCACUGGUCACAUGCAGGAUUGGACAGGGAGCUGGAUCCUCAGGGAUGUCAGAAAUGUAUCUCAGCCACGCUACUGCGUGGUUCACAGCUCCGAGACACCGGACAGAAGCUCCUUAAGUGAUGGUGUUGGGAGUCUGGGAGGAACACCAGUGAAG
Molecule: messenger RNA, 1747 nt
Organism: Hemiscyllium ocellatum (epaulette shark)
Lineage: Eukaryota; Metazoa; Chordata; Chondrichthyes; Orectolobiformes; Hemiscylliidae
Product: zinc finger protein 239-like
Exons: 2
Coding region: 511-1302 (263 amino acids)
Biological process (GO): regulation of transcription by RNA polymerase II
Cellular component (GO): PcG protein complex; transcription regulator complex
Molecular function (GO): RNA polymerase II cis-regulatory region sequence-specific DNA binding; DNA-binding transcription factor activity, RNA polymerase II-specific
Source: RefSeq, a predicted model, not a curated record